Messenger RNA from Mesorhabditis spiculigera, 423 nucleotides. The record is from the annotation of a GenBank genome assembly. Lineage: Eukaryota; Metazoa; Nematoda; Chromadorea; Rhabditida; Rhabditidae.
AUGAAUGGUUUGCCAGCGAUUGUGCUCUUGGCCAGUGUAACCUACUGUAGCUACGCUGCAAUCCUGCCCGCAAAAUUCGAUGCAACCGUCCCGGUCCCGACCGACAAUUGCGGACUUAUCUCGAACCCUUUGAAGAUCGCCGAGCUGAAGGCCCGUCAAACUCGCUGGGCGAAAGUUAAGGCAUCCGAUCUCAAUUGUGAGCUCUGCCUUGACUUUGUUGAAAUUGCAAAGACCUAUGAGGAAUGUGACGAAGAGGCUAUCGAGCAUAAGAUGAUUGCGGGCUGCCAUGACAAAUUUAAGGAUCCGCUUGAAGCCUUUAUCUGCAGCUUGGUCUGCUACGAAAUUGGAGAAGAUAUUGUCAAAGAAACCGACAAACAAGAUCCGGUAGCCACUUGCAGCAAGUUGUUCGGCUGCAAAUAUGAC